CCACCGCGCUCUGUUUUCCUAAAGCCACCAGGUGACAUAAUAUUUCAAUAUGAACCUUAGAACUUUUGAAUGAACUUUAAUAUUUCAUAGCAAAGCACUUAUCAGAACCCGGAAGAUUGUAAAACUUUCGUUGUAAGAUAAUUCUCGAACAUCACACGGACCCUAUAAUGAGUACAAAGGUUGUUUUCAUCAAACGAAAUCAAGGAUGACUAUGAUUUUACUGUAUGUUGGUUGAGUACCUUCUAGUGUCAUUUUUGCCUUACACUUUUCUGAAAAAAAUUGUAUACCUGUAGGCCCACAAUAGUCAUCGUUGGCUCUCUGACUUAAAAUAUCUCAGCUUUUCUGGAUUAUUCUCUAUCCUGACCCGGGACCAUUUUCUCUGAGGAGACUGGAGAGUGAGAGUGAAUGUCUUCUGAUCACCAUGGAUUCCAGAGAUUUGAGUCUUCCACUAAACAGAUCAACUCUAAUUCAUGGAGGUCCUCCAAAACGAUACCGUCUACAUACAGAGAGAAAAGUUCUUGAUGAUCAUGGAAAAGUCAGAAAAUGGACUUAUGGGGAAAAAGACACCAGUAAACAACAGAAAAUUGUUCUGUUGGUGGGAGAGACCGGCGCUGGCAAGACGACUCUCAUCAACACCAUGGUCAACUACUUACUGGGAGUGAAGUUUGAGGAUGAACUAUGGUAUGAAAUCACAGAAGAAGAAGCCAAAGACCAAUCAGAAUCACAAACAUCUGAAAUCACCAUGUAUGAGGUCUGUCCUGUAGAGAAUCCUGUAUCUCUCACCAUCAUUGAUACUCCAGGAUACGGAGACACUAGAGGUCUGGAAAAAGAUCUGGAAGUUGCUUCAAACUUAUCCACUCUGUUUCAGAACAACGAUGGAGUUCGUGAGAUUGAUGCAGUGUGUUUUGUGAUUCAAGCAUCUAAGAAUCGUCUCUCAGACAGACAGCAUUACAUUAUCAGUUCAGUUCUGUCUUUAUUUGGAAAAGACAUUGUGAACAACAUUGUGUUUUUAAUCACACACUCUGAUGGUCUGCCACCCAAAAAUGUCAUCAGCGCCAUUAAUAAAGCUAAAAUUCCCUGCAGACGAGAUCAAAGUGGCCAACCUGUUUAUUUCUUAUUCAACAACCGGCAGGCUGAAGCCCACCACAGUGAGACACGUUACGUCCGUGCACAAAGAGCUGCUUGGGAAGAUAGCAUGGAAGAGACAAAGCAUUUCCUUCAGCAUCUGGAUAAAAAGAACAGAAAAAGUUUAGAGUUGACUUCAGAUGUCCUGAUCGAGCGCAUUAUAUUAGAAGCGUCCAUGUGCAACUUACAGCUGCGAACUCAAGAGAAAGAACUGAAAAAGGCAGAAAAACUUCAGAUUCAGAAGGCAAUGAUGGAAAACAAGGAAAAGAUUGAGGAACGUAAAAACUUCACCGUUAAAUUCAGAAGGACUAUCAAAGAGAAGGUGCCAAUUGAAAGCGCAUCAUGGAAGAGCAGGAUGGCGACGACUUGCACCGUCUGUGAGGAAAACUGCCAUGAGUUUGACUGCUGGUGGGUUUCUGAUCCCAGCAAAUGUGAAGUCAUGAAAGACGGAUACUGCACCGUGUGCACAGGGAAGUGCCACCACAGUAAACACGUCAAAGAAAACAAGAAAUAUGUCAUCAAAAAGUCAAGCAUGAUGAUAGAAUUUGAUGAUUUUAGAAAGGAAUAUGAAAAAGCUCAAGAACAGUUAAAGAGGUUUUUGGUUAUAAUGGAUGAUCUUGACAAAGAUCUGAAGGAGCUUGAGGACCAAAAAUUCAUUCUUCUGUUCAAUGCUUACAAGACCAUCAAGCAUCUGUCUCAGAUCGCAUUAAAGCCAGACUCAGCCUUCACUCUUCAGCAUCUCGACUUCUUCAUCCCCAAACUGAGGGAGGCUGGGAAGAAAGACUGGGUCCAAGAGCUAGAGGAAUUAAGGAAAACCGCAGAAGCUGAAGAAGCAAAUAAAGACGCUCUGAGUUACCUUCAAGCAGGUCUGUCAAACUGGAACAUUUCUUUGGUGGGCAAGUGAAGACAAGAGAUGAAAUGGUGAAAAUAAAGAAGACUGCUUACAAUGAGAAAUCAAUGCAGUCGACUUUCGGUAGAUCUGAAUGUAGUAAAAAAAUUUGCUUAAUCAGAGCAUCAAGCUAUUUUCAUCUGUUUUUAGUGUUAAAAGACAAGGCAUUCCAAUCCAAUCAGUUUAUCCAUGAACUGUAAAAAUAAAUGAAUAUCUUUCAUUUUGGAGUAAUGGAUGGAAGUUUUAACAAAAAAAAAAAAAAAAAAAAAAAAGUAAUCUAUGAAUGUUAAUGUGUUUACUCUCGUGGUAAUCCUUUGUGUUGAACUCUUCAUCAUUUGCUGGAGUCUUUCCUUUUUAUCUCUUUUUGCUUUUAUUAUGUUGUUUCCCUCAGAUUGUCUGUCUUUCUUUUCUGUCUGCCUGUUUCUUUUCUUUAUUUCUUGUUAAAUAAAAAACAAAAAUAAAUACAAAAAUAUUUAAAAAUAUAUUAUAAGUGUUUAUAAUACAAUAUUUAAAAUGCAUUUAAUGAUCUAACAUGUUUAAUCAGUAAUAAACCUAGGGAUGAAAUCUGUGGCCCAGGAUAUUCAGUGAUGAUGAUGAUCAAUAAAUCCCCAACAGAUUGUCCCCGGCAUUUCUCUAGACGUUUUGCCAUAAUGACUUUAUCUUACAGCUACAGCAGCCAGACAGACAAAAAAUAAAUAAAUAAAUAAAUAAAAAGUCAGGGGUCAAGAGCCCAACUAAAGCAAACACUGAUCACCAUAGUGGUGACUACAAACUUUAUUAUUUUCAAAAAAAAAAAAAAUCAUCAA
Ctenopharyngodon idella (grass carp) is the source of this 2820-nucleotide messenger RNA. RefSeq lists its product as uncharacterized. The transcript is spliced from 3 exons. Bases 422 to 2029 code for a protein of 535 amino acids. The record is from RefSeq and is a predicted model, not a curated record. Gene Ontology annotation, molecular function: GTP binding. Lineage: Eukaryota; Metazoa; Chordata; Actinopteri; Cypriniformes; Xenocyprididae.